Dermochelys coriacea (leatherback sea turtle) is the source of this 684-nucleotide messenger RNA. It is a transcript of the gene POLR2I, whose product is annotated as RNA polymerase II subunit I. Gene Ontology annotation, cellular component: RNA polymerase II, core complex. Lineage: Eukaryota; Metazoa; Chordata; Testudines; Dermochelyidae. The record is from RefSeq and is a predicted model, not a curated record. The coding region runs from base 112 to 525 and encodes 137 amino acids. Gene Ontology annotation, molecular function: DNA-directed RNA polymerase activity; zinc ion binding; nucleic acid binding. Gene Ontology annotation, biological process: DNA-templated transcription; transcription initiation at RNA polymerase II promoter; maintenance of transcriptional fidelity during transcription elongation by RNA polymerase II. The transcript has 6 exons.
CCCGUAGCGCAGCGGCUGAGGCGGCGCGUGCGCAGACGCGGCCCGGCCGCGGCGGGAGGAUUCUGAGCCUGCGCAGUGCGCGGCCGCGGGCUGGCCGGGGGCGCGGUUGCUAUGGAGGCGGACGGGACGUACGAGCCGGGCUUCGUGGGGAUCCGCUUCUGCCAGGAGUGCAACAACAUGCUCUACCCCAAGGAAGACAAGGAAAACAGAAUCCUGCUCUAUGCGGGUACAUUUUAUGUCUCUCUCCAUUUCCUUCCCAAGUGUCGAAACUGCGAUUACCAACAGGAAGCCGACAACAGCUGCAUCUACGUCAAUAAGAUCACCCAUGAAGUGGAUGAAUUGACACAAAUCAUUGCGGACGUUUCCCAGGACCCAACUUUGCCCCGGACAGAGGAUCACCCAUGUCAGAAGUGCGGGCACAAAGAAGCAGUAUUCUUCCAGUCUCACAGCGCAAGGGCUGAGGAUGCCAUGAGGCUGUAUUACGUAUGCACAGCUCCGCACUGCGGCCACCGCUGGACUGAAUAAAGGGGCAGCUUUUUGAGACCUGACAUCACCUCUGGCCCCUGGUUGUCAGAAACAUUUGGGCUCAGUUCUCUUCUUGGAAUAACCUCUGCUCCUGGUUCUGCCCUGGGAUCAUCUAACCGCUGUAUUUUUGUUAAUAAAAAGGUUUUAUUUUUCAAGUCA